UAACAUAAUGAAAAUGAAUCUUUGCUCCUUUAGCGUUUUACUAUUGCAUUUUGCAGUACUUAUUCCAAAUCAUAUAUGUGUUGAGAGCAGAAAUGUGGAUUAUUCUAGUGUAAAGGAAUUUAUAAGUAGGGAUGAUGAUAAAUCACCUCAAGGAACAAGAUGGGCUAUUCUUCUUGCUGGUUCGGAUGGUUAUUCGAAUUAUAGGCAUCAGGCUGAUGUAUGCCAUGCAUAUCAAGUCUUAAAAAAAGGAGGAUUAAAAGAUGAAAACAUAGUAGUUUUCAUGUACGAUGAUAUUGCGUUCAAUGAGAAAAACCCUAGACCAGGUGUUAUCAUUAACAAUCCUCGCAGUGAGGAUGUUUACCAUGGAGUUCCAAAGGAUUAUAUCGGAAGCGAUGUAAAUGUCAAUAACUUUUUAAACGUUCUUCACGGAAAUAAGUCUGCUCUUACAGGCAAAGGGAGUGGAAAAGUUGUUUCCAGUGGUCCUAAUGACACAAUCUUUGUUUACUAUGCUGAUCAUGGUGGUGCAGGUGUACUCUCUAUGCCAGGCGUAUUUUCGGAGCCCUUGUAUGCGAACGACUUUAAUGAUGCAUUGAUAAAAAAACAUAAAACCGGAACAUACAAAAGUAUGGUGAUCUAUCUUGAAGCCUGUGAAGCGGGAAGUAUGUUUGAGGGCUUACUAAAACCUAGAAUGAAUAUAUAUGUAACGACAGCAUCGAAUGCUCACGAAAGCAGUUGGGGAUACUAUUGUCCUGAUGAUGUUCCGGCUGCUCCAUCUGAAUAUACUACUUGUCUGGGUGAUUUGUACAGUAUUGCUUGGUUAGAAGAAAGUGAAAAACAUAACAUGAAGACUGAAUCUUUGGGGAAGCAAUUUGAAGUGGUGAGAAGAAGAACUUUGUACGAAAUUUCAGAUAAUGGAUCACAUGUAAUUCAAUAUGGAGAUAUUAAACAACUUAGAAACCAAAGUAUGUAUACUUAUAUUGGUACGAAUCCAGAAAAUGAUGAGUACAAGUUUUCAAUAGAAACCAACUCGAAACCGGUUCAAAUGCUAUCCCACACAAGGAAUCAACGUGAUAACGAUCUCAUUCAUUUCCAGCUACAGUAUCAAAAUGCUCCGGAGGGAUCUGAAAAGAAAGCUAAAGCUUGGCAGAGAUACCAAAAUGUUGUGCAAGAUAGAAAUUAUGUAGACGGCAGUAUGGAUCUCAUUGGGAAGUUUCUAUUUGGAACAACCGAGAUGGCGUCCGAGGUGCUGAAGGCUGUAAGACCUUCUGGACAACCUGUUGUUGAUGACUGGAGUUGUUAUAAGACAAUGGUGGAAGCAUAUAAGAAAAACUGUGGAACAUUUUCUCGAUAUGGAUUGAAAUAUAUGCGAAGUUUAGCAAAUAUGUGCAAUGCAGGUGUUAAACCAGAGAAGAUGGCUCAAGCCUCGGACUAUGCUUGUAGUACCCUUCGUAAGAGCUCUCUUCAGCACUGAUUACAUAAUCAGUCCCAGAUAUCAUAGUUGUUUCUUUGUCUUUUUAAAGAAUAUUGGUGUAUAAGUGUAUCAUUGUCUUUUUAAACAUCAUACAGUAGUAUUUAUUUAGAAACCUAUUAUAGGGGUUCCAACAAAAAAAUUUUGAGGGCUCCUAUGGAUUCAACUACCCGAGAUGAAGAUAA
This is a messenger RNA of Papaver somniferum (opium poppy), 1653 nucleotides long. Its product is annotated as vacuolar-processing enzyme alpha-isozyme-like. Gene Ontology annotation, biological process: vacuolar protein processing. Lineage: Eukaryota; Viridiplantae; Streptophyta; Magnoliopsida; Ranunculales; Papaveraceae. Gene Ontology annotation, molecular function: cysteine-type endopeptidase activity. The transcript has 7 exons. The coding region runs from base 8 to 1471 and encodes 487 amino acids. The record is from RefSeq and is a predicted model, not a curated record.